UGCCGGCUGAGGCUCCUGCCGCCUCCAUGCUGUCCCCGGAGGGGUUGGUGGCCGCAGCCGCGGUGCUCGUGGGGCUGGGCCUUCUAGCUUGGUGCCUUUGGGCAGGGAGGCUGGAGGUGCCUGGAGACGUGGGAGAGGAGGACGAGGAGGAGGGGAUCCCCUUCAUGGCCGAGGAGGGCUCGGGGCACUGCCGGCUGCUGUGCAAGCCCUCGGCUCUGGCCCAGCACCUGGUGCGGAGCUUGGCGCGCUCAGCGGCGCUGCGGGGGGGAUGCUGGCCAUGGCCGUGCUGGCCCCAGCUCCAGAUGCUGUGGCAGCUCCUGCAGCCACCUGAGCCGGAGCCGGUGGUGGCCCGUGAGCUCCUGCAGCUGUCUGACGCUGGGCUGGUGGCCCUGGACUGGCUGGUGGGGCCGUGGGGGGCUGCGGGUGGCGGGGGGGUGGUCUCCAGCCCAGUGCUGCUGCUCAUCCCCAACGCUGCUGGGAAGGUGACGGGGGGGCUGCUGCAGCUGGGGCUGCGGGCGCUGGAGCGGGGCUUCAUCCCCGUCAUCUUCAACCGCCGGGGCCACAACGGCUGCCCCCUCACCACCCCCCGGCUCCAGCCCUUCGGGGAUCCCGGGGACUUGCGGGAGGCUGUGACCUACCUGCGGUGCCGGCACCCCGCUGCCUCUCUGCUGGCCGUCAGCGAGGGCUCGGGCUCGGGGCUGCUGCUCUCCUACCUGGGUGAGAGCGGCUCCUCCAGCCGCCUGGCUGCUGCCGCCUGCCUCUCCCCCAUCUUCCGUGGCCGGGACUGGUUUGAGGCCAGGAUGCCCUGGCUUUACGAGUGGCCGCUGCUCCUCCAUCUCAAGCAGGGAUUGAGCAGGUACGCGGGGGCCCUGGCCGAGGUGGUGGACAUGGACAGGCUCCUGGGCAGCCGCUCGCUGCGGGAGCUGGAGGAAACCCUCUUCUGCCGGACUCGGAGCCGCCCCACCAGCUGGGAGAGCUACUGGGAGCGCAACGAGCCCCUGCGCGACGCGGACGAGGCGGCGGUGCCGGUGCUGUGCCUCUGCAGCGCCGAUGACCCCGUGCGCGGCCCCCCGGCCCGGAGCCUGCCCAGGGAGCUCUUCCGCAGCAGCCCCUACUUCUUCCUGCUGCUGACCCCGCACGGGGGGCACUGCGGCUUCCCCCGGCGGGGGCCGGGGCGCUGCUGGGCCCACGAGGCCGUGCUGGAAUAUUUCAGGGCCAUGGCCGAGUUCCUGCGGACGGAGGAGAGGAGGAAGGGGCUGCCGCGGCCCCGCAGGUGGGGGGGUCCCCCAGUCGAGCCCCCCGUGUUCACCUGGCAGAGAUCCUACACGCGGUAGCC
Messenger RNA from Vidua chalybeata, 1336 nucleotides. RefSeq names its product abhydrolase domain containing 15 (gene ABHD15). The record is from RefSeq and is a predicted model, not a curated record. The coding region runs from base 27 to 1334 and encodes 435 amino acids. Gene Ontology annotation, molecular function: monoacylglycerol lipase activity; short-chain carboxylesterase activity. The transcript has 2 exons. Lineage: Eukaryota; Metazoa; Chordata; Aves; Passeriformes; Viduidae.